AUGGCAUUGAUUCGUUCAUAUAUCGAACAACAAUUGAACGAAAUCGAACUACUACGUUGUUGUUACCCAUCUACAGACGAAUUCUAUCUCGAUGAUAUCGAUGCAUUCAAUGAAGCCAAACAAUUCAUUGAUGGGAAACAAGAUAAUCUUCAAAGAAAUCUCAGUUUCAUUCUUAAACUCCAACUGAACGACAUCAAUACGACAAUUGAACUGCAAUUUGUUUAUCCGAUUCAUUAUCCUGAAUUACCUGUUGAUAUUCAUCUCCGAACGUAUCUUUCGCGCGAAUUGUAUGAAAAAUUUCAUGAACUAGUCAAACAGUUUCACAAGGAGAAAUCUUCCGUCGAAGAACCAUACGUAAUGGAAUUUCUCUCUUGGAUUCAAGAUCAUUACCAGAUCUUCACUCCAUCGAAAAACACAACUGAACAACUCCCGACGAAGAAGUCUUAUGCGCGGCUGUGGACUUACAGUCAUCAUAUUUAUAACACAGAAAAACGUCGAAAUAUUGUCAAUUGGGCGAAUGAAUUACAUUUGAAUGGAUUUUCUCUACCGGGUAAACCGGGUAUCAUAUGUGUUGAAGGGCAACAGUGUGAUGUGGAUGAGUAUUGGUCACGGUUACGAAAAUUAACAUGGAAGCGAUUGCAAAUGAAAGAGAAAGAACUGUUCGACGAUCAUCAUGAAGAACAUUUACGUUUUCAAGGAUUCGAAGAAUUGAAUUCGUUGCUUGAUAAUAGUGGCAAAGGUGAUUUUGGACAAUUUCAUCAAUAUUUACAAGAGAAACAACUAGAAAAAAUAUUGUUCCUUCUCUAUCGUAUUAUGAAUUCUCAACAGCCAGAAAAACGUUUACCCAGGCCUGAUCUACGGCUCAGUUCAUCCAAAUGGAGUGCCGCUCAAACUGGCGGUAUGGCAACACGAGUAGCGAUCGUUGGUACUGUCGCUGCAAUCGCUGGAGCAUUAGGAUUAGUAUUUAUCUACCCGUAUUUAAAUAUCGAUCGCUAUCGUAGUAUUCAAAAACAUAACCGCGCGGGAAUCAAUCCGGAAGACGUACAACCGGCUGGUUUGCCCGUUACGGUAUAUUCAAAGAAGAAACCAGGAUCAAUUACAGUUUGUAAUACAGUACUAUUCAAGCUAUCUCCUCUAGUCAUUUGCUCAACAACAACAACAACAACAUGGCUUACAUAA
This is a messenger RNA of Adineta ricciae, 1179 nucleotides long. The record is from the annotation of a GenBank genome assembly. NCBI's taxonomy places the organism in Eukaryota, Metazoa, Rotifera, Eurotatoria, Adinetida, Adinetidae.